Messenger RNA from Tigriopus californicus, 825 nucleotides. RefSeq lists its product as uncharacterized. The record is from RefSeq and is a predicted model, not a curated record. The transcript is spliced from 3 exons. NCBI's taxonomy places the organism in Eukaryota, Metazoa, Arthropoda, Copepoda, Harpacticoida, Harpacticidae. The coding region runs from base 166 to 546 and encodes 126 amino acids.
AUUUAUGCUAGGCAUACAUACGUACAUAGUUUAUAGGCUCUCCUUGUGUCUCUCAAGGACGCGUUUGGCUUUGGGCCAAGAUUUCGAAUGUACGAAAGUCUCGUUUCAAAACUGGGAAGGCAGUCGUGAUCAACUUGCGUCUCAAGGAACAUCCAUCUGGGAAAAAUGGCUGGAAACACCGGAAUCGGCAAAAUGCACAUGGAUCUGUACACCAACAACUCGGCUUUGACCCAAAAGGCCAAGUUCUGGUGCAAUUUUGUCUCCUCCCUCAAAGGAGCCCAAGACCUCAGAGCUCCCGAUGAGCGUGUGUUUCGCAGCAUUCAUCCCAGCAUCGUUCACACCCUUCCCGACGACUUCCCUGAAUUGAAGCAUGAGUUCUCGAAACUGGAGUCCCAGAUGUUCGACAAACCCCGCAAACGUGCUUCCGAACCUUUGACUCCCAUUCUUCCCGAUGCUCAUGACAGGAUCUUUACCCCCGGGUAUAGCUACAUGCCAGUGCACACUGAGAUCUACGGAACUUAUCGCCCAAGACCCGUCCGAUACUAAAAAAUGGCCCAGUUCGUUAUAAGAGGCUUGUUCACUUGUUGGAGUUGGACGGCCCUCUUUGAACGCAAUUGUACUUAACUUCUUGCACAGCCAUCCAUUUUCUCAAGGUUUUGCCAUUACCAACGCCGCCAACAUCAAUACCACCACCACCACCACCACCACCAUUGCUACCACGCUAUCGAGAAUGUGAUCGCGAAAAAGAAUCUAAAAAUUAGCCAUUGUCCCAUGUUACAUUGUCUAUGAAAUGUGAAUAAAGUACCCUGUCAACCUUUGGAAAAA